AUGGCGCCGACGCUGCCUCGGCUGCCCGUCUUUGAGGCGAUUGCCAAGCACGACCCUGCGUCGACCGUGGUCGUCCACUCACAUUCUGGCCGUCGUUUCCGCUAUGGCGAGCUGCUCGGUGACGUUCGCAGGGCCCGGGACCAGAUGAUCGAGGCCGCCGGCCAGACGGACGACCUCAACGGCGAGCGCGUGGCCUUUAUGGUCGAAAACAGCUACGACUAUGUUGUCACCCUUCUCGCUAUCCUGGCCGCACGGGCCGUUGCCGUCCCGCUGUCGCCCUCAUUUCCUAUCCCCGAACUGCAGUAUAUCGUGGACCACAGCGAGGCGCUGCUUGUCGUGUCGUCGGCAAAGUUCGAUGCCAAGGCCAAGGAGUUGCUGGCCUCCGAGCUCCUGUCCAAGCCAACCCACGUGGCAUUGGCCAAGCACCUCGGUGGCGGUGCGUACGAGAAGGUUGAGCUCGACGAGCAUGUGGACGCCGGCGAUGCCGGCCUGAUGCUGUACACCUCAGGCACGACCAACCGGCCGGCCCAGUCGCUCAACAAGGCAUGGGAGUACUCGCCAACUGAUCAUCUGCUGCAUGUGCUGCCGCUGCACCACAUCCACGGUACCAUCAACGCCCUCUACGCCCCGCUGUUCUCCGGAAGCUCCGUCGAGUUUCUCUUCCCAUUCAAUGCCGAUGCCGUAUGGAAGCGGUUUGCCGCGCCGUUUCUGCCAGAGACGGAGGAGCAGAGGAAGGGCACCACAAUGCCCCAGAAGGAGAUUGUCACGUUCUUUACCGUUGUUCCCACUGUCUAUAGCCGCCUGCUUGCCUCGCACAAGGAGCUGAGCCCCGGGAUGCAAGCGGCCACGCGCGAGGCCAUCUCGCCGGCCAACUUGCGCCUCAACAUCUCCGGCUCAGCCGCCCUGCCCACACCCGUCAAGAAGGCGUGGUCCGACCUGUCGCGUGGCAACGUGCUACUGGAACGGUUCGGCAUGACCGAAGUCGGCAUGGCCCUCUCGUGCGGCCUGAACAUGGCCCACCGCGUCGACGGAAGCGUCGGUUGGCCGCUGCCGUCGGUCGAGGCGCGUCUUGUCGACGUGGACAGUGGCGCAGUCAUUGCGCCUGGCGAGACGGUCGACAGCGAGGGCCGGGAGCGUGCCGGCGAGAUCCAGCUGCGCGGCCCCACCAUCUUUGCCGAGUACUGGCGCAAUCCGACGGCAACGGCCAGCGAGUUUGCGCCGGCCGCCGAGGGGGACGCCAACACGACACCGUGGUUCAAGACGGGCGACGUGGCUGUGCGGCGUACGGUCGAUGGUGUAGACACUGCCGCCGCCGCCGCCGCCACGCCAUCCCAAGACUGGACGGGCGACCGCAGCAUGUACUUUAUCCUCGGCCGCAAGAGCGCCGACAUCAUCAAGUCGGGCGGCGAGAAGGUGUCGGCGCUCGAGAUUGAGCGCGAGCUGCUGUCGCUGCCCGUCGUGGCCGAGGCAGCCGUCGUGGCGGUGCCGUCGGGCAAGUGGGGCCAGAAGGUCGGCGCCGUGGUUGUGCUGCAGUCCAAGGGCGAGCACGCGACAACCAAGUGGUCUGUUAUGGACAUGCGGCGCGCGCUCAAGAGCCGGCUGGUCAACUACAAGAUCCCGCAGCUGCUGCGCGUGGUGGAGUCCAUCCCGCGCAACGCCAUGGGCAAAAUCAACAAGAAGCAGCUCGUGGCGCAGGUAUUUGUGGACGACUUUAGCGGAGACGAAGCGACGACACCGGCACCCGCAGCCAAGGUGAAGACGGCCCUCAAAAGGGAACCAACUGCUGCCACAGAAGCAGCACCGUCCACGGAAGAGGAGUCGCCGUCGAAGCGGCAGAAGGUGUAG
Sporothrix brasiliensis 5110 is the source of this 1845-nucleotide messenger RNA. RefSeq lists its product as uncharacterized. The record is from RefSeq and is a predicted model, not a curated record. The transcript has 3 exons. Gene Ontology annotation, molecular function: medium-chain fatty acid-CoA ligase activity. Gene Ontology annotation, biological process: fatty acid metabolic process. NCBI's taxonomy places the organism in Eukaryota, Fungi, Ascomycota, Sordariomycetes, Ophiostomatales, Ophiostomataceae. The coding region runs from base 1 to 1845 and encodes 614 amino acids.